Messenger RNA from Coccidioides posadasii C735 delta SOWgp, 941 nucleotides. RefSeq lists its product as uncharacterized. Gene Ontology annotation, biological process: ATP biosynthetic process; AMP biosynthetic process. The record is from RefSeq and is a predicted model, not a curated record. Gene Ontology annotation, molecular function: bis(5'-nucleosyl)-tetraphosphatase (asymmetrical) activity. Lineage: Eukaryota; Fungi; Ascomycota; Eurotiomycetes; Onygenales; Onygenaceae.
GCUGCCUUCGGGAGUACAUAAACUCUACCGAUAUAAUGCUGCAUCUCUCGGACUCAUUUGUUAUCUCGGCUGGCACUGUCGCCAUUGACAUAUUCAAAAACGUUGUACUCGUCCUCUAUUCUCCCAGCAUCCAGAAAUAUUUCCUUCCCAAAGGUCGAAAAGAUAUCCACGAAUCUCUGCAUGACACCGCCGUCCGCGAGACACUCGAAGAGUCAGGUUACGCAGUUAAGCUCCUCCCGCACAAGCUAGCCACAAACGCGGUACACGCGCACCGGCCUCCCGAGAGAGAUCCGGUUGUAAAUAGCACGAGUACAGAUCCUGUUUCCGGGGCGCAAGAUGUGGCUCCUCCUUGCCCCGCUCCUCCUUGUACUAUUCUUGGUCGGAAUAAUAAUCAUCCUGUGUGCGGCCAUCAGCCUGUAUCUGCUUGCGCUGAAAGCACUGGCAUACCUCAGCGGGAACGAUCCACCGGGCAUCUGGAGCCUCUGGAAUGGCAUAUAGAACCUAUUGCAGUUCAACAACGUGCCUAUCAGCAUUCCUACAAGUUGAUUUUUUGGUACCUAGCGGAGGUGGAUUCGGAGAAAUCGCCAAUAGAGGCGCCGCGGGAAGCGUGGGAAGAUUAUGAAGUCUGCUGGGUUCCGGCGGAGGAAGCGGCGGGGAAGGUGACUAGGGAGGAGGACGGAAAGAUCAUAGAAUGGGCACUGGAGGGGGCAAGGGGUGUUAAAGCGGAGCGGAACGUUGGCGGGGUGCCGGCGGAGGCGUGAUCUUAAUUAACGCCUUGGGGCUAGCCGAGGCCUUUGGACGAGGUAUAUACCUACGUAUCGCGCUGUGUAUGUAUGUACAUACACAUAUACAUACCCGCCCAUGUAAAUAGGUGAUCCGCCGUUGAAGCGAGCUGGCAAUGUUGUUGUGUAGACAGGAGCUCUUCGGAAAAUGAUAUGGAG